AUGAAGCGUUUUAUACUACCUCGUUUGCCCCGGUUGCAGGUGCAGCAGACUGAAUCCAGUUUCAUACGUGGAGAUGUGCGAUGGACGAACAAAGAUCUCGACCCUGUUCCCAAAGAUAUGCGAAAAUGGACAGUUCUUAGUUUCAUUGGUUACUGGGUUUCCGAUUGUUUCUCCGUUGCAAACUGGCAGCUAGCGAGCAGCAUCAUCGCUAUUGGACUCUCUUGGAAAGAAUCUUUGGGGAUGGUAGCUCUAGGAUUCUUUAUCCUAUCCAUUGUGAUAUCCAUGAACGGGGCCAUUGGAUCCAUCUACCAUGUCCCUUUUCCUGUCAUUGCACGUGCAAGCUGGGGAUUUUGGGGCUCCUAUAUUCCUGUCAUUUCAAGAUUGAUUCUCGCCGUAUUCUGGUUCGCCACUCAAGUUGUGAACGGGGGAAACUCCGUUGCUGUCAUGAUUGGAGCUAUCUGGCCAAGCUUCUUGGACAUCCCAAACGGACUCCCAGCGGACGAAGGUAUUACGACGCAGGGAAUGGUGGGAUUUUUCAUCUUUUGGCUACUUCAGAUCCCCUUCUUAGUUGUCCACCCAAAUAAACUACGCUGGCUAUUUCUCGUCAAGUCCAUUGUUGUGCCAACUGCAUGGAUUGCUAUGCUCAUCUGGGCUUUUGUCAGCACUUCAAAUGCAGGUGAUCUCUUUUCACAGAAGAGUCAAUUGGCUGGGCCAUCCUAUGCCUGGGCUAUGAUGUCGGCUCUUACCUCGGUCAUUGGAAAUUAUGCGACUCUGAGCGUCAAUCAAGCAGAUUUUUCGCGGUAUUCUUGUGUCAACCCUCGGUGGCACAUACUCUACGUCUUCCUACUCCCAGCAUUCUUCACUUUCAUUGCAUUUAUUGGCAUCGCCGUUUCCUCCGCCGGACAGGCCAAAUUCAACACCGAAUUAAUCCCGUGGGACCCCAACGUUCUUAUUUCCUUCUGGAGUAAUCGGGCUUGUCGAUUCUUCGGGGCGUUUUCUUUUGCCCUCGCCGCGCUUGGAUCUAAUAUCUCUGCAAAUUCGUUGGCGGCGGCAAAUGAUUUCUCCGCCCUUGCGCCUCAAUUCAUAAAUAUUCGACGUGGUCAACUACUCUGUGCUCUCUACUUGCCUGGCCGCUAG
Molecule: messenger RNA, 1137 nt
Organism: Penicillium waksmanii
Lineage: Eukaryota; Fungi; Ascomycota; Eurotiomycetes; Eurotiales; Aspergillaceae
Exons: 1
Coding region: 1-1137 (378 amino acids)
Biological process (GO): nucleobase transport; transmembrane transport
Cellular component (GO): plasma membrane
Molecular function (GO): nucleobase transmembrane transporter activity
Source: RefSeq, a predicted model, not a curated record